AUGCCUCCCGAUCGUGGCCGCGCAUCUCGGGCCUGUAUUGCCUGUCGGAAGCAGAAGACUCGAUGCUACGAAGCAGGAAACCCGAAUGGCGCUUGUCUGCGAUGUGAGCGCCUCCGUCGCAAAUGCUCCUUGGUUCAAUCUCCAGUCCCCGAGACAUCCAAAACUCUCCCAGAUCCAGAGACUGCAGCUCGUCUCGAUCGACUCGAGAGAGCCGUUGCUGCAUUGGUUGAUCGACUGGGCGAGGACCCCAUCCAAGCCAUCAACCCAUCUGAGAAUCCAGUAAUCAAUGACAAUAGCAACGCCACGAAGAACACUCCCGACGCCCCAGUCAUCGUGCUCCGAGACCUGGCAGACAACCCACCAGUCCCUGAUUCUCCAUCGACGCCUUCAUCCCUCGACGAUCUAGUCGACCCCGACCUUGCCUUGACUCUAAUCACCAUAUUCCACACUCACUACGGCCGAUGGGUCCUUUUCGAUCCAUCCUCCACUCCUCGGACCAUCCUUCCCCAGAUCCAAAAAUCCCCCCUUCUGCUAUCAGCCUGCUACCUCAUCGCCAUCCGCCACACCUCCCCAGCCCUGGCAACCAGCCUUGCCCCCAAACUCUACGAAUCCAGCCGCUCCCACAUCUCCACCGCCCUCCUUACAGCCCCUCAACCCAUCGAAUUCUUCCAAGCCGCUAUAAUCUUAUGUCUAUGGUCCACAACCGUCGGCCAAACCCCCUUGUCUAUCGACGGCUGGCUCCUCAGCGGCUUCGCUCUCCAACACAGUGAAUCCAGCCCGCUAUUCAACCCAUCACCCUCCCAGGCCCUCAACCACCGAUUCCUAUGGAACCAUCUCUGUCUCGCGCACUUGCAUUACUGCGUCGGCACCAGUCGAAAGCCCAUACUCCAGGAGACACAAAUCACCCAAUGCAAAUCAACAAUCACAUCAGACCAAACCACGAAUUACGAGACUCGUAUGUCUGUAACAAAACUUCAAAAUUGGAAAACAGAGUGGAGGGGAGUUCUCGGUUCGAUUUCCAUCCACCCAUCUAGACACCCAUCAACACUAAGAACACAACUAACACAUGAAUGAAUGAAUGAGUGAAUCCAGACCAACCCCGAUCCCAGUUCCUCCAAAUGGGCUUCCACUUCUCCACCCUUCUCUUAUAUAACCACUCCCAACCCACACCCACAACAACCCCAUCCCCGUCCUCCCCUCCUCCAUCCCCAACCUAACCCACCACGCCACAACAAUCAUCCAAACCGCCAUCGACACCGAAGAUGCCCGCACCCGCCACCUAACAGACCACAUCUACCACAUGAUCACCUUUGCCGGGAUCGUUAUCUGUCGAUUACUCCCGCACCAUCAUCACCAUCAACC
Aspergillus sclerotioniger CBS 115572 is the source of this 1362-nucleotide messenger RNA. RefSeq names its product Zn(II)2Cys6 transcription factor. The coding region runs from base 1 to 1074 and encodes 357 amino acids. Gene Ontology annotation, biological process: regulation of DNA-templated transcription. The record is from RefSeq and is a predicted model, not a curated record. Gene Ontology annotation, molecular function: zinc ion binding; transcription cis-regulatory region binding; DNA-binding transcription factor activity, RNA polymerase II-specific. Lineage: Eukaryota; Fungi; Ascomycota; Eurotiomycetes; Eurotiales; Aspergillaceae. The transcript is spliced from 4 exons. Gene Ontology annotation, cellular component: nucleus.